This is a messenger RNA of Durio zibethinus, 3316 nucleotides long. RefSeq lists its product as uncharacterized. The record is from RefSeq and is a predicted model, not a curated record. Lineage: Eukaryota; Viridiplantae; Streptophyta; Magnoliopsida; Malvales; Malvaceae. Gene Ontology annotation, molecular function: protein binding.
CACAUACCCCACACGGCCCAUAGUUUCUCUCUUGGGUUUCACAUGGUUAUUACAGCCUCCUCGUAUCUGUCGGAAAGCAAAGUGCAAAACCAAACUUUGCGUGGGGCGUUGACGUUGGCGUUGUUAUUGGUCUUUGAAUAUUAGAGGUAGUAUUGAAAUAUAAAGAUGAAAGCAGCCGUUAUGAUACACGCACAAAAAUCUAUAAAUCUGCAUGUGAUUGAGUCCAUUUCCCAUCAAAGUCCAGAUGCAUGACUAGCUUGUCGAGGAUUCCACCCCACUCCCACCAAAUCUACAGCUAGCAAUGCCCAUGCUGCCUUGCACUGGUAAUACUUGCUACCAGCAAAGUUUUCAUUCAAAGUUGCAUGUUUGACUCAACAUUGAAAUAAUAAUACCACCAGUUGUUCUAUCAAAUCCUAGCCAUGAUCAAGGUUUAAGAGCAUUAUUUUCUAUAGAAAAAGAGUCAAUGAGACAAUUAACUAUAAAUCCACCGGCUUUAGUUAACCCUUUCAUGCUUCCGCAUCCUCCGUCCACAUCACAACAAGCCUCUAUCCCCAAAAAGGAAACGCCUCCUCCAAUGGAUACACCACCUCUCCCCACAGCCCCCACCGCCCCCACCGAUGUCACGGCCUCGGUUGCUGCCACCACUGUACAUCUCAACUACCCCGACUCUGUUGAGUCGUCUCCACGCUCCCGUACUGAAAACACAUAUGAUGAUCCUCUCCCAGCUGUCCCUGGUGCGAGGCUCCGCCUAAUGUGUAGCUUUGGUGGUCAUAUAAUGCCCCGUCCGCAUGACAAAUCCCUUUGCUACGUUUGUGGUGAAACUCGUCUUGUUGCGGUUGAUCGCCACUGCUCCCUCUCAGCCGUUUGCUCCCGCCUAUCACGUGCCCUUCUCAAUGGCCGACCCUUUACCUUGAAGUACCAGCUUCCAAAUGAAGACCUUGACUCUCUUGUAUCAGUAGCCACGGAUGAGGAUCUCGAGAACAUGAUUGAAGAAUAUGACCGUUUAACAGCUUCAUCAGCUUCUUCUGGAACCUCCUCUCGAAUCCGUUUAUUUCUUUUCUUAAACAAGCCUGACACUGCAGCCUCCAUGGGUCCACUGCUAAAUGAUGCCAAGUCUGAAACAUGGUUCGUUGAUGCUCUUAAUGGUUCAGGGUUGAUGCCAAGAGGGAACUCAGAUUCUGCCACCAUGGAGACCUUGUUGAAUCUUGAAGGUGAAUUUGAGGCACAAGAAGGAGCAAAUAAACAAAACAAGCAAGCGAAAAACGAUAAUGCAGUUCAUGACGUGCAAUAUUCAUUGCCUGAUGAUUCGUCAAUGGUGGAGAAAACUUCAUCUUUUGGUUCUUCUUCUUCUUCACCUUCAAUGUCCAACUUGCCACCUAUUCGAGUUCGAGUUGAUCAGGAUGGAGGGGCUAAAGUGCAGGACCAGAGGGUUGGCAUAGAAGAGCUAUUUGCUCAUAUGAGCUUUGCUACUAAUUUUCGUAAGCAAGAUGAUGGCUUUGGGGCUGUUGUGCCUGCUCUGCCUCCGCAUCCUGUGUCUGUUGCGACUGCUAUGAUCACUCCUGCCGGGGGUUCUAGUGACAACUUGAAUCGGAUUUUGUCUGAUGAUGAGAGAUCUGAUCAGGGGGUGCCUGUUGGUUUUCGCAAACCUCCAUUGCAGCCAAUUCAACAGAAAGCGUGCGGUACUUAUAAUUUGCCCUCCCCUGAUUCAGUUGCAAGCGACAGUAGCAUCGCCUCUGCAAAUUCUCUCUCAAAGCCCAUGUACUAUCAAGAUCAAAGUCAUAUUACAUCCAGAGAUAGCAGAACUGCUGCUAGUCCCAGCGUCAAUGCUGAUACUUCCAUUCCAAGCUCCCAAAUCCAAUUUCAACAGGUUCAAGAUUCCUAUUCUUUGGCUCCACAAUUGGAUCAACAGCGGCAACAAUUCGUGCAAGCCAGCAUGCACUACAUCCCCCACCAUACGGCAGCUGCUGCUCCAGUGCCAAUGUCAUCCUACUAUCCAGUUUAUGCUCCACCAUCGCAGCAGCAGCUUCAUCAUCCAGUUGAUCAGCAGUACCCUGCACUGUAUGUAAUGCCUGUUACACAAGUAACACAACCGCAACCAUACAUGUCCAUGCAAUCUAACACUGGUGUCAUGACUAUGAAAUCCAACAUUACUGAUGCUAACAUUAUGGCCCCAAGCCGCCAAUUGACGCCUCCAACUCCUAUAGUUUCUGCCUCAACAGCGCCUCCUAUUUACCCCACAAAUACAGCUACCCUUGCUAAACCUGAAAUGACAACAACUGUGUAUAGAACAGCUGUGCCAUCAACUCCUCAAGUGGUUCAAGUUCAGCAACCAUAUGUAGGUUUCUCCCAAAUGCAACAUCCACCACAAUCAGCUGCUGUUACUCAUGCUGCUACUACUAAUUAUGGUUAUGAGUAUCCAAAUCCUACACAAGAUCAAAUGUACUAUGCUCAGCAUCAAGCUCCUCCACUGCCUCUGCAGUAUCAAACCAUGACCCAAGCUGCUGCAGCGACUGCAUUGACAGAUGCAUCAAAGCAGCUACCCGCAGACAGUAGUAAUCAGCAAAUCAGAAUCUCACAACCAUUAUAAGAUGAUUGGGCAGAGAAAACAGUCAAUUUUGAUGCAUAUGGUCGUUGUACCUUGAUUUUUCUCCUCGAAUAAUGCUAAUAGGCACAAUUAAUGUUUUAGUAUGUAAUUCACAACAAGAUAUUCACCAUCGUUCUUCUUCUUUUUCUUUUCUUUCCGUUUCUUUUCAUUUGGCUGCCUUUCUUGUGUGAAAUAAAAUGUUAUAGAAUUCUUUUUACAUAAUAAUUAGGAGUCCUUAUUUGCCUUGAUUGUUCAAUUAUUUUGAAGGGGCUUUGAAUUUACUUAUUCGUAUUUCUCCCAUUUAUGUAGAAUUUGAAACUUAGAGGUUCUACCAGUUGUAUAAAAAGAAAGAAAGAAUCAUCAAGCAUUCAGAGUAAAACUCGUGCAAUUCCUGAGUUCCAAUCUAAGUAGUUUAGAUAAAUCUGGAACCAGAUUUUGAUCAUGGAUAUUCAAGAUGAUAGAAAACCCUGCUUGCUCAACGCACAGUCUUGUUUGUUGUUAUGCUCAUUCAUAUCAGUUGUAGACAGUCAAAUGCUUACUCCUUUUUUUAAUGAGGAUUUGAAAAUCAGAGCCUGUGCAGCUUGUUGCAAGGCCACGUGGCUGAGUAAUUACAUAUUCAGAAAAUCUAAUUUAGUUAAGGAGAGCAAACUUUGCGGUUGAGCAAAACUGAAAUCCUGUGGGAUGAAAUGUGCCCAAAUGAAUAAAGUAUAUAUUGCAAUUGCAUCAAUAAGU